Messenger RNA from Hyaena hyaena (striped hyena), 936 nucleotides. RefSeq names its product olfactory receptor 52E1-like. The transcript has a single exon. Gene Ontology annotation, biological process: G protein-coupled receptor signaling pathway. Gene Ontology annotation, cellular component: membrane. The record is from RefSeq and is a predicted model, not a curated record. NCBI's taxonomy places the organism in Eukaryota, Metazoa, Chordata, Mammalia, Carnivora, Hyaenidae. Gene Ontology annotation, molecular function: G protein-coupled receptor activity; olfactory receptor activity. Bases 1 to 936 code for a protein of 311 amino acids.
AUGGUCUCACUUAAUAACACCCUAUUUCAUCCCUAUUCUUUCUUCCUUCUGGGGAUCCCUGGGCUGGAGCACAUACAUACCUGGAUGGGUUUCCCUUUCUUUGUUGUGUACUUGAUAGCUGUUCUUGGCAAUAUCAGCAUCCUUUCUGUGAUUGAAACUGAUAGCAGCCUCCACCAGCCCAUGUUCUACUUCCUGGCCAUUCUGUCAUCUAUCGACCUGGGCCUCUCCACAUCCACCAUCCCCAAGAUGCUUGGCAUCUUCUGGUUCAGGCUGAGAGAAAUCUCCUUUGAGGGAUGUCUCAUCCAAAUGUUCUUCAUCCACUUAUGCACUGGCAUGGAGUCAGCUGUGCUCGUGGCCAUGGCCUAUGAUCGCUAUGUGGCCAUCUGUAACCCUCUUCAGUACACUCUGGUGCUGACGAACAAGGUGGUAUUCAUCAUUGCAUUGGUAAUUCUACUGAGGCCUUUGUCUUUUGCCAUACCUUUUGUUCUCCUCAUCCUUCGGUUACCAUUUUGUGGACACCAACUUAUCCCUCACACUUAUUGUGAACACAUGGGCAUUGCCCGCCUGUCCUGUGCCAGCAUCAGGGUCAACAUCAUCUAUGGCUUAUGUGCCAUCUCUAUCCUGGUGUUUGACAUCAUAGCCAUUGUCAUUUCCUAUGUCCACAUCCUUCGUGCUGUCUUUCGACUGCCUUCUCAUGAUGCCCGGCUCAUGAGCACCUGUGGCUCUCAUGUGUGUGUCAUGUUGGCUUUCUACACCCCUGCAUUUUUUUCAUUUAUGACCCACAGGUUUGGCCAGAAUAUACCACGUUAUAUCCACAUCCUCUUGGCUAAUUUCUAUGUAGUCAUUCCACCUGCUCUCAACCCUGUAAUCUAUGGCAUCAGAACUAAACAUAUUAGAGAACAGGUGCUGAAAGUAUUUUCCAAGAAAAAAACAUAA